This is a messenger RNA of Symbiodinium pilosum, 382 nucleotides long. NCBI's taxonomy places the organism in Eukaryota, Dinophyceae, Suessiales, Symbiodiniaceae. The record is from the annotation of a GenBank genome assembly.
GCUCGCGCAGACCCAAAUGCGGGCACUGAGGAGGGUUCCAGGCCGCUUGUGGUGGCCGCUGCAGAGGGAUUCCCUGACAUUGCGACCUUACUGCUGGAUGCUCGCGCCUACGUAAAUCAGGGCACAAAGGAGGGUUGGACACCCCUGCUAGCUGCCUCGGGGGCCACCUGUCUGCGGAAGGAAGAUGGAGAAGUUGACAUGUCGCAGGCAAGUUCUGGUCACAAAGAGGUCGUUUGCAUCCUACUGGAGUCCAAUGCAGUUUGGGAUCAGAGCGACCGUCACGGGACGACGCCUUUGCUCAUGGCAUGUGCCCAAGGACAUGAAGAAAUUGUCGGUCUCUUGUUGGACAAAGCCAACGCUCGUGCUGGCGAGCUUGAAAUCC